Entrophospora candida is the source of this 516-nucleotide messenger RNA. The record is from the annotation of a GenBank genome assembly. NCBI's taxonomy places the organism in Eukaryota, Fungi, Glomeromycota, Glomeromycetes, Entrophosporales, Entrophosporaceae.
AUGGCAAUUGGAAAAUUUAUUCUUACUCAUCCUAAUGGAAAUGAAAAAUAUUGGUAUGAGCCAUGCAAGAAAUAUUUCAAUUCACUCAAAUAUCCGCCAGAGGGUAAAGAUCCUUAUUCAGCUCGUUACAUUGGUUCAAUGGUUGCUGAUGUUCAUAGUACUCUGUUAUACGGUGGAAUCUUCGCAUAUCCAACUGACAAAAAAUCAAAAAAUGAAACAACUUUAGAUACUGGACCAAAAAUUACUUCAGAUAUUGGAGCAAGUUCAAAAUCAUUUUGUAAGCUUCUAUAUUCAAUUUCAAUUACUUCAGAUACUGGACCAAAUAAUAGAAAUGAUAGACAGGAUGAUGGGCAUCUUCUUGAGCCAUUUGACGAAGUUACAAGUUCUUUAAAACAUAGAAGAAAUUCAAAUCAUGAAAAUUUAGGUGAUUCAGAAUUUGACGAAACUAAUCAAAAAGUAAAUGAGGUUUAUAAUUAUCUUGAUGAAAAUAUCACAGAACAAGCAGGACAAUACUGA